Molecule: messenger RNA, 1794 nt
Organism: Plectropomus leopardus (leopard coralgrouper)
Lineage: Eukaryota; Metazoa; Chordata; Actinopteri; Perciformes; Serranidae
Source: RefSeq, a predicted model, not a curated record
AACUUUUUAAAACUCUCAUGUUGUGCAAGGUUUGUAGUUAAAUCCUGCAGCUCUACUUCUGGAUUCAUUCGGAUACGUCUUCUGUUUUUUUUACAAUGAGCAUCCCAGUGGUGGACUUCGGCGCAUACAGUUUGAGUGUGGAAGAUGUAUCUGAGGAGCAGAUGCGCAAACUGAGCAAAGAGUUGAAAACAGCUUUUACAGAAGUUGGUUUUGUUUAUCUGACGAACACUGGGAUCACUCAGGAGGAGGUGGAAUGUGUUAUGGCGGUAUCCAAGACUUUCUUCCUGCAGCCAGAUGAAGAGAAACAACCCUUCAGCAGGAAAGGGUUUGCCAUCUGUCCCAACCACGGCUGGGUGUCUAUGGAGACUGAGAGGUUGAAUCCUGAGCGAUCUGGAGACCUAAAGGAGGCAUUCAACAUUUCCUCAUUUCACCCUGACAUUAAAUGGCCAUCAGCUGUAAAAGGGUUCCAAGAAAUCAAGACAUCUUUCUUCCAACGCUGCAAAGAGCUGAGUGUGCGCGUGCUGAGGGUGAUGGCCCACAGUCUGGGUCUGGACCCUGAAGUGUUCCUCAGUGCACACCAACUUAUGGGAACUGAGGAGAAUGGCACAACACUGCGGUCUCUGUACUAUCCAUCAGUAAACCAUGAGAAAGUGAAGGAGGGCCAGCUGCGAUGUGGAGAACAUUCAGAUUAUGGCACUAUCACCCUGUUGUUCCAGGACUCUGGAGGUCUGCAGGUGCGUGCACGUUCAGGUGAAUUCAUCAGUGCUCCUGGCGUCCCUGGAGCGGUCCUCCUCAAUAUCGCCGACCUUAUGCAGCGCUGGACCAGCGAUCAGUUUAUCUCUGUGCUCCACAGAGUUUUGCUGCCACCUGCUGGAAACUCCAGUGCCCGUCAGUCGAUGGCUUUCUUUGUCCAUCCAGAUAAUGAGGCUCUGAUCAUCCCCUGCGAUGGCUCCAACAAAUAUCCUCCAGUUACAGGAAGCGGCUACCUCGAUGAGCGCUUCAGAACCUCAUAUGGACAAAACUAAAACUCAUCACGUCAUCCAUAUGCAACUUGUGAUGAAAUAUCUAGAAAGUCUAUUUAAUCGUGUUUUAUCAUAGAUGCACCUUAGAUCCCACACUGUUUUAAACUGUGUUUUUAAGAUAAUCAGGGAGUGUAUGACUAAAUUAGAGACACAAACCUCAAACCUGCAAGCUCAUUCACUUUAUUGUCCACAUUCAAAACUUUUAGGCUACAAUAGUUUUAUAUCUCACAGGACGCUGGGGGGUGGAAAGAUUUAACUGCUUUUUAAAAGGGAUACAUGUAAUAUCAACCUGUUUAUUGUCCUCAAUUUGCUUAAAUGACUAACUAUCUCCUUGGUUUUAAUUCAAGUUUCUCCUAUGUUAGACACCAGGCUAAAUUCAACCUGCUGCAGUUUCAUUUACAGUGGUGUGAUGAAAAAUAAAUUAAACAUCAUUCUUAAAUUCAAAUUAAACACACACCCAUACAACCAUUCUGACAUCCAUACAAUUGUCACUCUAACACCAACACAAUUAUAUUAAAUUAAAAGACUUAAAUAUAUGUAACUCUUUUUGUAAACUAAAUAUGAUCUUCAAUCAUCUGGUCCAACAGAUUUAUGCAUUUGAUGCAGGUAUAAACUUUGUAAAAAGAAAAAAAAACUCAGGAAAUUUUCAGCUAUGUGUACAUGGAAGAAUUUCACAGUAAAAGGUCUGAAAAAAAACCCCUCAAACCAACAGCAUGAUGGCUAAUGAGAACCUUGGGUAAAUGUUGCUGUCUGGACUCUUCCAUAUAGCAUA